Cyprinus carpio (common carp) is the source of this 1448-nucleotide messenger RNA. RefSeq names its product C-type lectin domain family 4 member E-like. The coding region runs from base 546 to 1328 and encodes 260 amino acids. NCBI's taxonomy places the organism in Eukaryota, Metazoa, Chordata, Actinopteri, Cypriniformes, Cyprinidae. The record is from RefSeq and is a predicted model, not a curated record. The transcript is spliced from 5 exons.
ACAUAAACAGUGUGCCUUCAGUUAACAGAUGCUACCUUUAGCUGCAUGUAACAUUCAAAAAUUAUUAUUUUUUUGCACUAAAGAGUUGGACAUCGCAUGGGGUCAAACCUUGGAGCAGUUUCAUGUUGUUGUUCUAAUAUAGGUGUUAAAAAUAGAAUCAAAGAGCAGCUUCAGUGAAGUGAAAUGACGUGCAAAUGUAUGACCGUGCAACAAAACGGCUGUAUUUAGUAUUUGACACUAGGAACAGAAUCCUUGUCCCACUCCCUUCUCUCUUCAGUCAUUUCCAGCCCUCUCUUCACUGUAUCUCAGUGGUAAGAAAUCAAAAGCACAGAAAUAAAAUAAGAGAAGACUGAGUUGGUCAAAAAAUAAAUAACAGAAAAAUGGGCGGUCUUUACACUUUCCAGUAAGAGACGACAGAAGUAUGUGAGCUUUCAGCACCUCAUGCCAAACCUGAAUGAAAACUGAAAGCAGAGAACAGUUAAUGUGAAGAGAUCAAUGAUUAGCAUUAGCACAAAUUAAUAUUGCUGGCCUUUAAAAGAACAGAAAUGUCUGAUGCUAUUUAUGACGAUGUGAUCAGAACUGAGUCUGAGAGAGCGGAGAUGGUGGUCGAUAUCUAUGGUUGUGCAGAUUGUGUAAGAGAUCAUGACUUCAGGACAGAGACAAACACACACCAACCACUACAGCGUACAGGAAGUGAUUCUGUGAAGAUCAGAAGCUCCAGAGUGGCUGUGGUGUGUUUGGUUCUGUUGUGUGUUCUUCUGCUGACUGCAGUCAUAGUGCUGUGUGUCCACAUCUAUACAAACAACACAAACUACACACAAGAGAGAGAUCAGCUACUAACCAAGAUCAACAACCUCACAGACGAGAGAGACCAGCUAUUACCUAACAACAGCAAUCAUAUACAAUUCAACAAACAUUUAAAUCAUGGGAAAAAUGAACUGUUGAAGUGUUUUAAUGGAAUGGAUGGAUGGUUUUACUAUAAAUUUAGUUUUUACAACAUUUCCUCUGACACGAAGAACUGGAAUGAGAGCAGAAAAUAUUGUACAGAGAGAGGAGCAGAUCUGAUCAUCAUAAACAACAGAGAGGAACAAAAUUUUGUUGAGAAAAUGCUGUAUGGCAAGACACAAUUCUGGAUUGGUUUGACUGACAGUGAUGAGGAGGGCAGCUGGAAAUGGGUUGAUGGCAGCAACAUGACCUCUGGGUUCUGGGAGUCUGGACAGCCCGAUGGACAAACAAGAGAGAACUGUGCUGUGCUUUAUUCACCAGGGUUUCAUGACUAUCCAUGUAACAGCAAUUUUAAAGGGAUCUGUGAGAAGAACAUUUUGUAAAGAACAUGUAAUGCUUAAUCACUUAAAGACCAGGAUCAUUUUGUCAUUGAGCAUUUUUGACAAGUUAUUUAUUAUAUUGUAAUUAAUUUUAACUAUUAAAGCUUUGAAGUGGUUAACAUA